Molecule: messenger RNA, 1128 nt
Organism: Paramecium primaurelia
Lineage: Eukaryota; Ciliophora; Oligohymenophorea; Peniculida; Parameciidae
Source: the annotation of a GenBank genome assembly
AUGUAAGAUUUUAAAAGAACUAAACUUGAGUGUUCUUGUAAUAAUAUUUAAAUUGACUUAUAUUAGAUAAUUCUUAAAGAACAGAAGAUUUUUCAAUUAUCAAUGGACAACCAAGUGUUUAUAAAUAAUAGGAGUAAAAAAUUACAUAAUUUGAUGAACAAGCAAGUGAAAUUUCAGAAUAUUAAGAAAAGUAAAUGUUUAACUAAUCUAGUAAAUCAACAUCACUUAAAUAGCCUUUACCUAUUAUUUAACAAAAUAUUGAAAAAUCAGAAUAUGAAUCCUAAAUUUAUGAAUCAAUUGCAGAUUCAUAACCAGGAUCAGAAAUUAAAGCCCUAAUUGAAUAGAAAAAAAUAUAAGAUCAGAAACCAGUAUUAUAUUGAAUAAUAUAGAUCUAUUUAAAUAUAAUGGUUGUUGGAUAAUCAGGAUUGGGAAAAUCGACAUUUAUUGAUGUUUUGUUAAAAAAAAAACUUGGAACUGGACAAAUAAUUAGAGAUUCCACUCUUUAAAUAUAAGAAAUUUAAGGUAUCCAUCAUAUAAUAUUCAAGGGUAAAUCUAUAAUAAUGAUUUAACUUUAAAUAUCAAAUUUAUUGAUACUCCUGGCUUUAGACAUUAAUAUGGUUUACGUUCAUGGUUAAAGUUACUUUGUACCUAUAUUCAUAAUCAAUUUAAUACAUAUAAAACAAGAUAGACAUAAUAAUAUGAAAGCAAAGAGAAAUUUUAAAAAUUAUCAUAAUAAGACCUUGAUGAAAGGGUUCAUGUUUGCCUCUACUUUUUUUCAGGACCUAGAAUUUAAGCAGAAGAUCUAUAAGCCUUAAAAAAGAUUAGCGGUUUAGUUAAUGUCAUACCAAUCUUAGCAAAAGGUGAUUCAUACACAAAAAAUGAGAUUAUUCAAUUGAAAUAGUAAUUUAAUGAUUUGAUCAAUGAAUAUCAUAUCGAUUUAUUUAAAUGCUAAUGCAACAAUAGUUAUCAAGAAAAAAGUUAAUUUGGGAUGACUCCACCUUAUGUGAUAAUUAGUUCAAUUGAAUAAUUUUAAGUUGGAAAUCAUUUUAUUUAUGGGAGGUAAUAAAUAAUAUUCAAUUUAGAAAAUUUCCAUGGGGAAUUUGUGAUAUUUUUAAUCCUUAACAUUGA